GCUUUCGGCGCUGUUUCUUUCUCACUAUUUGUUUCCAGAUUUAGCCAACGCUUGAAUUCUCAUUUCGAUUCCUCUGUGAACUAUUCACUCACUUAUAUCACACACGGACUCUCUCCACUUCUGAAUUAAACACCCCACAUUGGUUUUUCCUUUGCGUAAUCUCUCUACUCCAUCAUCCACGUUUCGACAACACAAAGCAAAACUCCUGUUUGGCGAUUCAACCAAGGCCAUUUUCCUUUUUCUGUUGAAGAAGGUGCAUUUGAAACACAUUGUGUAUGAACAUUACAGAAGGGAAUUGAAGAUGCAUGUAAGACGGUAUUGAGCUUGACUUGUGCAUCUUCUAUGCUGUCUAUUGUGUUAGAAAAUAUGGGCUCACUCUGCAGCAAAAGCCGGCAUUACAAUGAAGCAGACAAUGAAGAGAACGCACAGACUGCAGAAAUUGAAAGGAGAAUUGAACAAGAAACGAAGGCUGAAAAACAUAUCCAGAAACUUCUCCUACUAGGUGCUGGGGAGUCAGGGAAGUCCACAAUCUUCAAGCAGAUAAAGCUUUUGUUUCAAACCGGCUUCGAUGAUGCAGAGCUCAAGAGCUACAUCUCAGUCAUACAUGCCAAUGUGUAUCAGACCAUAAAAAUAUUGUAUGAUGGGUCAAAGGAGCUCGCUCAGAAUAACAAUGAAACAUAUGAAAUCUCCAGUGAAAAUCAGGAAAUUGGAGAGAAACUGUCAAAAAUAGGUGGUAGAUUGGAUUAUCCACGUCUGACUAAAGAGCUUGCACAGGAGAUAGAGACUCUUUGGAAAGAUGCCGCAAUUCAGGAAACAUAUGCUCGGGGUAAUGAACUCCAAGUUCCUGACUGUGCCAACUAUUUCAUGGAUAAUUUACAAAGAUUAGCUGACUCAAAUUAUAUUCCAACCAAGGAGGAUGUUCUUUAUGCAAGAGUUCGUACAACUGGUGUUGUAGAGAUCCAGUUCAGCCCGGUUGGAGAAAACAAGAAAAGUGGCGAAGUAUAUAGACUCUUUGAUGUUGGAGGCCAGAGAAACGAGAGGAGGAAAUGGAUCCAUCUAUUUGAAGGUGUUACAGCUGUUAUAUUUUGUGCUGCUGUUAGCGAUUAUGAUCAAACACUCUUUGAAGAUGAAAGCAAGAAUCGAAUGAUGGAAACAAAGGAACUUUUUGACUGGGUCCUGAAGCAACCUUGUUUUGAGAAAACGUCCUUCAUGCUAUUUCUAAACAAGUUUGACAUAUUCGAGAAGAAGGUUCUAAAAGUGCCACUUAACGUGUGCGAGUGGUUCAAAGAUUACCAGCCAGUUUCAACAGGAAAACAAGAAAUUGAACAUGCGUAUGAGUUUGUGAAGAAAAAGUUUGAGGAGUUGUAUUUUCAGAGCACCACCCCGGAUCGCGUGGACCGAGUGUUUAAGAUCUAUAGAACCACUGCCCUUGAUCAAAAGCUGGUGAAGAAGACUUUCAAGCUUGUGGAUGAGACAUUACGACGGAGAAAUCUGUUCGAGGCAGGCUUGUUGUGACCAGGGAGGGACCAUUUUUCUGGGCAGUAAAAGAUUGUAAUUUGAACAAGCAACAUCACAUUUUGUGCACUCAUAUUCCUUGAUUUUUAGCAUUUAAUUUUCCAUUAAAUCUUGUUCCGAUUAUGAGUGUCAAGACAGAUUUUUAAGAUAUAUAAGUGAUCAUUAAUAUUU
Molecule: messenger RNA, 1686 nt
Organism: Fragaria vesca subsp. vesca
Lineage: Eukaryota; Viridiplantae; Streptophyta; Magnoliopsida; Rosales; Rosaceae
Product: guanine nucleotide-binding protein alpha-1 subunit-like
Exons: 14
Coding region: 343-1515 (390 amino acids)
Biological process (GO): adenylate cyclase-modulating G protein-coupled receptor signaling pathway
Cellular component (GO): heterotrimeric G-protein complex
Molecular function (GO): GTPase activity; guanyl nucleotide binding; G-protein beta/gamma-subunit complex binding
Source: RefSeq, a predicted model, not a curated record